Molecule: messenger RNA, 1542 nt
Organism: Linepithema humile (Argentine ant)
Lineage: Eukaryota; Metazoa; Arthropoda; Insecta; Hymenoptera; Formicidae
Gene: sage
Product: salivary gland-expressed bHLH
Biological process (GO): mesoderm formation; regulation of transcription by RNA polymerase II
Cellular component (GO): nucleus
Molecular function (GO): protein dimerization activity; RNA polymerase II cis-regulatory region sequence-specific DNA binding; DNA-binding transcription factor activity, RNA polymerase II-specific
Source: RefSeq, a predicted model, not a curated record
AAGUAUUUUUUGUCAAAAAUGAGAUAUUCUAAGCAGGGCCCAUGCGACAUUUGGUACAUUCCUCUGUUCGCGGCGACCAUCUGGUCACGAUAAAUUGAGAACCCUUGAUGGAACACCUGAAUACUUAAUAAACGGAUAAAAUUAACAUUAAUAACGACUGUCUGUGGCCGAUCCACAUCUUAUCCGAGGACAAACGCGGUCGCUAGAUCCACGUGAUAUAUGCCUUACGAGACUUCGGCAAGAAAGGCGACUCGUCAGUUUUCCAAGUCGUUUCUCUUCAGUACAUCGAUGGAUGACACCAGAGUCAAGGAGGAGGUACCGUUCCUGCUCGAUCCGGUGCCUAGGAUGGAGCAAAAUUCGGAGGAAUAUCGCGCCGAGCCGGCGAAAAACGAGUCCGAGAACGAGAGCAAUGAGGAGGAUUACGCGCGUUCGCCUGUAUUACUAGAUCUGGAUGAGAACUCGAAGCAACAGCGGCAGAAGGCUGCGAGUCAAAAAGUGAGCUCACAAGUGAAUACGAUAUCGGCGAUGGAUCAACAUUUGCAGGAUCAAGGAUUGGUUUCAGAAGAGGCACGUUUGCAGACCGUAAGAAGCAGAUGGCAAGAAGCGAGCUUCGAGACGCGCAGCCAGCAGAAUCCCGAGGGAGUAGUUGUGAUUAGGGUGCCGGAACCGGAAAUAAUCGGCAGCCACUCGCAUCUCGAGAUGCUCCACGAGACCAACAUUAAAUCGGUGCAACGGGAGUCGUCGCAGACUGAGAAAGGUGCGGCAAUGUCAAAUUGCGCAUUGCCUGACUACAAGAAGUCGGCUUGCGAUCGCGAGCGCACUCGCAUGCGCGACAUGAAUCGCGCAUUUGAGUUGUUACGUUCCAAGUUGCCGAUAUGCAAGCCACCCGGUAAGAAGCUCUCCAAGAUCGAAUCUCUGCGCCACGCCAUCACGUAUAUCAGGCACUUGCAGAGUCUGCUGGAGCCGCAGUACAACUAUGUACCCAGCAUGCCCGAACGAUCCAGCGGCGGUGGCUACUACGCGGUACCAUCUGGUCCUCCGACGUCCUUCGAGGUGCAACAUCCGGCAGCUCGAUGGGAUUCUUUGGCCUACUAUCGAUAUGAUUAUCAUGCUCCCUUCGCCACCCCAUCGCCGCCAACUUUAGUAUCAUCCUUGCAACCGAGAUUACCGGUCGACCAAGACGACCGACAGUUCUCUUAUGAAGCACGCCACUAGAUCGUCUUGAAAUUAAUAGAGUAACUUCUUAGAUGUUUUAGAGAGAGCAUACAUUAUCAUCUCAAAUCCUCGAUGAAAAAGCGCAAUAUCAAACUUUCUGUAUUUGAAAUUUUUACAGGAUUUGUUCUUGUUGGCGCACUUUUUUACUUUUUUGCGAACAAUGAAUAUUUAGAGGAAAAAAAAGGAAAUAUAAGAUUGCAGGAAAACGUAGAAAAGUGCGGUUAAAAAGAAAAGAUCUCAUGAAUCAUGUAAAAAGCAGAAUUUAUACGAGUGUGCCUUAUUUAUAGAGACUAAACGAGCUUGUUUAUUUUUCUUCGUCGCUGUAAU